Acaulospora colombiana is the source of this 193-nucleotide messenger RNA. Lineage: Eukaryota; Fungi; Glomeromycota; Glomeromycetes; Diversisporales; Acaulosporaceae. The record is from the annotation of a GenBank genome assembly.
UCAUCAGACCAUCAAGAAGGACGAUUUCUACGCCUUGCUCUCGGUAGCAGAUCUCGCCCUCAUCACUCCGCUUCGAGAUGGUAUGAAUACCACCUCAAUGGAAUACGUUAUCUGCCAGCAAAAGACAAACAAGGCCCCUCUCAUUCUAUCAGAAUUUAUGGGUAUCUCGCAUACAAUGGCCGAAGCUUUGUGA